CGGGACGCCCAGAGCCGCCGCAGCUCCGCUCCGCUCCGCCAUGCCCCGAUGUCCCAGUUGCUGCUGAGGUCCCCCGGGACGUCCCCGUCGGGUGGAAACGUGGCUCUGCCGCCGGCACGGACGGACAUGAGGACGGCGGAGGACUCGAACGGGACGGUGCUGCACCGGCUGAUCCAGGAGCAGCUGCGCUAUGGGAACCUCACGGAGAACCGCACGCUGCUGGCCAUCCAGCAGCAGGCCCUGCGCGGCGGCGGGGCCGGGAGCCCCCGCUCCUCCCUGGAGAGCCUCAGCCCCGAGGAGAGCCAGAUGGUGCAGCAAUCCACGCGGCAGGAGCCGCAGGGCCAGGAGCACCACUCCGACCACGUCUACUUGGAGAACAGCGUCUAUCGGCUCUGCCCGCCCAAGGGCGAGGAGCUCCCCACCUACGAGGAGGCCAAGGCGCAUUCCCAGUUCUACGCCUCGCAGCGGGGAGCGGCCGGCGCCGGGAUUCGGGGGGAGAACCCCCCGCGCGGGGCCGAGAGCGGGGCCCGGCGCCCCGAUGAGGGGCUGAAGGACCUGAAGCACGGCCACGUGCGGUCGCUGAGCGAGCGGCUCAUGCGGAUGUCGCUGGAGCGCAACGGGGCCAAGUCGCAGAGCCCCAUCAGCGCUUCCCACAGCUUCCCGCAGCUCUCCCGGCACCACCAGCUCGGCGCCCUGCGCGGGCAGCACCCCGAGGGCACGGAGCCGCGGGGACCCCCCCCGGAGUAUCCCUACGUCAUCCCUUCUCAGGACGCUUACCUGGCCGAGCCCCGCCCCUGCUCCCGGGAAGGUCCUGGAUUCCAGCAUCCCGAAAUCAGGGUGCUGCCCACCCCGGUCCCAGCCGCGUUCCUGCCGCUGUGCCCGGGCGCGCUGGGUCCGGCGGGCGUGGAGGCCCUGGUGAGCGCCCAGGCGGUGUCGGCCGGGAGCCGCCUGGCCCGGGCAGACGCGGUGCUGCGGGAGAACGAGAGGCUGCAGCGGGAGAGCGAGAAGCUGCGGCGGGAGCUGGAGAGCUGUGCCGAGAAGGCGAGCCGCAUCCAGAAGCUGGAGAGUGAGAUCCAACGCAUCUCGGAGGAUUAUGAAAACCUCGUGAAGGCAUCUUCCAAGCGGGAAGCCUUGGAGAAAGCCAUGAGGAACAAGAGAGACAGCGAGAUGCGGCGGCUCCAGGACUUCAACCGGGACCUGAAAGAGCGAUUGGAAUCAGCGAACAAGCAGCUGGCCAGCAAGGCCCAGGAAAGCCAGGAGAGCAACCAGGGCAGUGUGGCCAAACUCCUGGCACAGAGCUACGAGCACCAGCAGGAGAAGGAGAAGCUGGAGCGGGAGGUGUCCCUGCUGCGCAGUGCCAACGAGGACCAGCGGCGGCGGGCAGAGCUGCUGGAGCAGGCGCUGGGCAGUGCCCAGGCGCGGGCGGCCAAGGCCGAGGCCGAGCUCCGGAAGAAACGAGCCUACGUGGAGAAGGUGGAGCGGCUGCAGGCAGCCCUGGGGCAGCUCCAGGCCGCCUGUGAGAAGCGGGAGCAGCUGGAGCUGCGGCUCCGCACCCGCCUGGAGCAGGAGCUGAAGAUGCUGCGGGCUCAGCAGAGGCAGGCUGGCGCCACGGGCGGGGGGACGCCGGAGCUGAGCGCCCACAUGCUGUCAGAGCAGCUGAGGGAGAAGGAGGAGAAGAUCCUGGCACUGGAGGCCGACAUGACCAAGUGGGAGCAGAAGUACCUGGAGGAGUGCACCAUGAGGCAGUUCGCCAUGGACGCCGCGGCCACGGCGGCCGCCCAGCGGGACACCACCCUCAUCAGCCACUCCCCGCGGCAUUCCCCCAACAGCAGCUUCAACGAGGACCUUCUCCUGGCCAGCCACAAGCACCAGGAGAUGGAGAACAGGUUAAAAGCCCUCCAUGCCCAAAUUCUGGAGAAGGAUGCUGUUAUCAAGGUCCUGCAGCAGCGCUCGCGGAGGGACCCCAGCAAAGCCCUGCAGGGCUCCCUGCGGCCGGCCAAAUCCGUGCCCUCCAUCUUUGCCGCCUCGGCCGCCCCGAGCUGGCCGGGGGCUGGCCAGAGCGACCGCUCCGCCGAGGGCAGCUCCCGGGGCAGCACAGCAGGCAAAGCCAGUGCCGAAGGAGCAGGAGCUCCUGCUGCCCUUCCCUUGCCCUCCCACUCCAAGCAUGGCAGCAAGGAUGGCAGCACACAGACAGACGGGGCUGGGAGCAGCAGCCAGGGCGAGGGCACCGGAGUGCUGGAGAGCUCAGCCGCUGCCAGAGCCCCGGAUCUGUCUGACAUGGUGGAAAUCCUGAUUUAAGGCCCCUCUGCCCUUCCUGCUGGCACCUCGGGAUGGAGAAGCCUGUGGGAAGGGGAGGCCGAGCCUGGAGCUCAGCAGUGUCCCCGCGGCCCAUCCCGGCAGUGACCCCCGUGCGUGGGAGGGUCCCUGUCCCCCCUCGGUGCCCACACGGGUCCCCGGCUGCGCGGGGCGUGCUGGACCCCGGGGAUCCCGCGGUGGCAGCUUAAAAUACACCUCGUCAGCUCCCUCCCCAUCCCGGCUCCAUCCGCAUCCCAGCUCCCACCUCUGGGUCUUGGCCAUCUGCACCCACCCAGGAGCUUGGCCUCUGACAGGAAAAUCCCUCCCUGUUCGCCCGAACUGUUCCCACAAGCCGAUGUCUCCGCACGAAGGCAGAGCCAGGAGAGGGGAUCCUUGUCCUCCCUGGGUCCCAUCGACCACCCGGAUCCACGCGGCCAAGCCAAGAGCCAGGAGCUGCAAACUUCCAUCACCUGCAUCCUGCCUCUGGGGUUCGUGACAGGGUGACUGAAACAAAACACGAUCAUGGAGGGAAAGAAAGGUGGAGAAGGAAGCAGAGGUGCAGGGCUCCGUGGGAAGCGAGGAUGCUGAAGGAGGCAGGGGGAUGUGCCACCCCUCUCCUGCCUGCAUCCCCUGGCUACUGGCAGCUGGCUUUGCCCGUAGCCAGCACCGACAUCCAGCUCCUUAGAGCCUCCCAUCCUUGCCCUUCAUGUAUAUAUAUAUAUUUUUCUCUAUUUCUUCCUCCUUUCAACGUGUGCAUUUGCUGGCCAACUGCAUUUUUUAUUUUUCUCUCCCCAGACACGUAAAAAAUGCGUUCGGUUCUUGUGCAUUGUUUACAAAGUGGAAAAGAAACAAAAAGUUAUGAAAGAGGAGAAAAAAAAAAAAACCAAGCCCCCACAACUUAAUAUAUUUUAUAUUAAUAUUGGUAUUUCUUUUUAAGUAUUUUUUUCGUGCUGUGAACUUUUUUUCCUGCCAAAGACGACAAGUUCUCGUUUGUGCGUUUUAAGUUAUCUUUAAGUAUUUAAACGUAAACCUGGCUGUUUCGUUACGCCGCCCUAUACCGAGAUUGCUGUAGCAUUCCACUUGGUAUAAUGAUAUUUUAAUAAAAAAACCCAAAUAUUGA
This is a messenger RNA of Lepidothrix coronata (blue-crowned manakin), 3415 nucleotides long. RefSeq names its product angiomotin like 2 (gene AMOTL2). The transcript has 10 exons. Gene Ontology annotation, biological process: establishment of cell polarity involved in ameboidal cell migration; hippo signaling; angiogenesis. The coding region runs from base 49 to 2298 and encodes 749 amino acids. Gene Ontology annotation, cellular component: bicellular tight junction; plasma membrane; cytoplasmic vesicle. NCBI's taxonomy places the organism in Eukaryota, Metazoa, Chordata, Aves, Passeriformes, Pipridae. The record is from RefSeq and is a predicted model, not a curated record.